AUGUACGCGUAUGAGGUACAAAAUACAAGCGUGACUUUCGCCCUGGGUGUGACCCACGUGAAGGUCGUCGCGAUGCUAAAACGAUGCCUGUGGACCACAACGCUGCCGUGGAUUGUCCUUAGCCAGACCUACUACAUGAACUUUGUCUUCAAUAACAAUGGAUAUAUGAAGCGGGAACAAUAUGAAACGGUUCGCGAUGAAAAGAAAAAUUCAAAUUGGGUGGAUAUUGACGAGGAGACCCUGGAGAUCAGUUCGAUGACUGACUAUAAUGGCUGGGCAUCAAAGGAGAGCCAUGAUUCUGCCUCAAACACGGAUGAGGUAACUCAGGUGAUUGUGAUUAGCCACAACGAUAUGCCGAGUCGGGAGACAACUAAGAUUAGGAAAAUAACCACAACCACCAGCACCAAAGUUGAGAGAACAACAGGAUACAAUUUCGAUGCCACAGAAGAGCCCCCACAAGUAGUGACCCACGAAAAAGUGCCCAAGGAACAUAACACAGAGAGACACACCACAAAAAAAAAGCACACCACCACCACAGUGGGGCACACCACAACGAAACACACCACAGCAGGUAUCGGGAAGGAAUUGCAACCAAUACGCCAAGUAGACCCUACAGAAAAAGCCCAAGAAGUGACCACAGAAGCAAAUAUGCUAAUGGAUAUCAUCGAAGACUCUGGCGAAGGAACAGACAAAAAUGAGACUACACCAGAGGGCGGUACCACGCCUAUAACGGAUGGCAGUUCAAAGGAGGAUACAAAAUGGAAAACCGUCACACCCCAUCCGCCGGAAUUCUUUCAGUAUCCCGGCGCCAAAUGUCACGAGGAAAUGGAUCUACACGAGCUGUUCGGCAUUAGUCUGGAGAGAGAUCGCGGCAUACCCAGCAAGGUGCUCUGUGAGUUCAACAACAGCUGGGGCGGUCCCUGGCACCUGAUGACUCGCAUCGAGCUGCCCAGUAGGGUGCAUAUGCGGCACUGGUUCUUCGGCUACAUCACCGAGGACUACAAGGACAUGAAUAUCAACUUCUUGGCGCUGGCCCACAUAAUGAACUCCAUGCGAAUAGCCAUGCUGAUCAUCGGACAGGACAACAACGAUCAGUUGGUGUACAACUUGUACGACGAUGUGGUCAUCUCGGGCUUCAACGAUCUCUUUAUGCUGCGCAAGGCUCAGCUGGUGGCGGCCAAUACCACAGAUCUCCUGUUCGUCUCUGUGGGCGAUGUGAUAACCACUUUUUCGGGUCGUAAUCGCUCGUGUCCCUUCCGCGUCAUCGGUGGCUGGUGGGGCUUCAAUUUGUGGCGCCCCACAUCCCAGUAUUUUUGUGUCUUUCCCGUGGACAGGGACGUCCAGCGACCUGGCUACAUGGCCAUCUUCAUCAAGCCCAGUCCGUUUGCCGUCAACAAUACGGCCAUGUAUGAAAAUGUUAUCACCACACGACGUCCCUGGGCGAGCACCGUCGAUACCAGGCUCAUGGAGCAGGCCGGGGGUAACCAAAUGAAGUAUCGCAAGCUCAAAGGUGAAGAAUUCACGACGAACAAAAUGACAGUUUUGGCUGAGCUGGGUCGUCGUGCGGACAUCUACAAAGACUUGGAAAAGGCUCGCAUCAUGGAAACAGAACAGCCAUUGGGCAAGGUGUAGCACCACAACCAGAUCCUAGGCUUAAGGACGAGGGCUGGUACUCAGAGAAAUCCCCAAGAUUAAUUAGGCAUAUCAAUCAAAUACUCAAUAAAUAUACGAUGACAUUUUUCUAUGGUCUUUUCACGUUGUCAGCAUUUUAAAUAUUUAAAUAUGCAGAAAAUCAACGAUUUUACGAUCUCUUUUGUCAAAGCAAUUUGUUACAG
Messenger RNA from Drosophila obscura, 1835 nucleotides. RefSeq lists its product as uncharacterized. Bases 1 to 1632 code for a protein of 543 amino acids. The record is from RefSeq and is a predicted model, not a curated record. Lineage: Eukaryota; Metazoa; Arthropoda; Insecta; Diptera; Drosophilidae. The transcript has 3 exons.